Messenger RNA from Drepanopeziza brunnea f. sp. 'multigermtubi' MB_m1, 1002 nucleotides. NCBI's taxonomy places the organism in Eukaryota, Fungi, Ascomycota, Leotiomycetes, Helotiales, Drepanopezizaceae. The record is from RefSeq and is a predicted model, not a curated record.
AUGCUCUACGACCUCAACGUCCCCUGGAUACCCUCCCAGCCUCCCGCCCACCUCGAACGCACCAUCUCCUUCCUGUCGACCCUAGGCUACAACACCCUCGCCAUAAACCACACGCACUCGGGUCCCCUCCCCUCGCAAGUAAUCUGCGCCAUACCUAGUACGCAGCCCUUCCCUCUCCCAAAAAACACCACUCUCCUCCGACGCUGCACACUAGUCUUCAGCGACCCCUCGCAAAACUACCGCAUGUCCACCCUCGCCGCCGCCUACGACAUCUUCGCACUCCGGCCUACGAACGAGAAGGCCUACUUGGCAGCCUGCACCACACUGACCGAGCAUUCCUUGAUUUCGCUGGAUCUCACGCAGCGCUACCCCUUCCACUGGAAGCCGAAACCGCUCAUGACCGCGGUUAACAGGGGCGUGAGGAUCGAGAUAUGCUAUGCGCAGGCCUCAGAGGGGGGAAGUGAAGCGAGGAGGAACUUCAUCAGUAAUGCUAUGGCGGUUGUGAGGGCAACAAAGGGACGGGGACUGGUGAUUAGCAGUGAGGCGCAAAGCGUGCUGGGAUGUAGAGCCCCGGCGGACGUGGUGAAUCUGCUGGGGGUUUGGGGACUGGCGAGAGAGAGGGGGGCGGAGAGCAUGGGAGUGACGAGUAGGGAGGUGGUGGUUAAUGAGGGAGUGAAACGGAGGAGUUUCAGGGGCGUGGUCGAAGUAAUUGAUGGUGGGGAGAAUGAGCUUGCGAAGGUAGAUGCGGAAGGGAAGGGCAAAGGCAAAGGGGGAAAGGCGAGAGAAGAGAAUGGGAAUGCGCAGAAGGGGAACAAGAGGAAAGUGGAGGAGACGAACGCUGAUGGGACGCCGAUGUUGAGCAAGAGAGCUAUGAAGAGGGCGAAGUUGGCGUCGAAGGCUGCUGUGUCGUCAGAGAAUCUCAGCAGUAACUCGGCAGAUACCCCAGUUCACGAGUCCGCAACCCCCAGCACAACGAAACCAAUACCAAAAGUCAAGAGCUGA